AUGUUAUAUAAGCACGCUAGAAUAGCACAUGGGCUUGUUAAGGCGCUUCGUUGCCCCCAAUGUGGAAAAUAUUGCAAAUACUUCUCAGAAUUUGAACGACAUUUAUUUUUUCAUACUGAAUCCACAAGCUGUGAGUGUAGGAUUUGUGGUCUUAAGUUAUCGAUACCUGGAAGUUUGAGACGUCAUGAAAAACUGCAUUUACAAUCUGAUAAACCUCAUUGUGAUCAGUGCGGGAAAUCAUUUGGAGAUCUCCGUGGACUUUCUGAUCAUGUAAAUGUUGUACAUUUGAAACUAGUCAAAUUCACUUGUGUAGUUUGUAACAGAGGAUUCGCAACUAAGAAAUUUUACAGACGGCACUUAGAGAGCCAUACAAAACCAUAUCAAUGUGACCAAUGUGGUCGAAAGUUUACCCGAUCUGAGCAUCUCAAGUCCCAUGAGGGGGUACAUAAUGGCGAAUACCCAUACAAAUGUAAAUUAUGUGACGCUGGAUUUAGAGAAAAUAGGGCUCUUAGAAAACAUCUAGAUAAAGAACAUGGUGUUGAACUGCCAAAAUUUGCAUCAGGCAAAGUCAAGUGAUAAUGAACUUACUCCAUAACCAUUGACCAACUAUACUGUACAUGUUCAUGGAUUUAACUCUUCAUUAAGUGGCUCUACUGUAUUUAACUGUCAACCUAAAUUACUCUAAACUACUUCAUGAUGCUAAUGUCACCACCACAAGUGGGGACAGAUUGUUAUUGUAUUGUAUUUUGUUUACCACCAAUGAAGGUGAGCAAUACCUCUUGGGUAUGUCCCGUAUAUAUACGGUCGUAAUUUACGUAAUUAACAUGGAAGAUAGACCCAGAAACCCCUCCUUGAAGGAGCCCUGUGUUCUUUUAUGUGCACUUAUACAUAGACAUAUAAGUACACACCACAGCUUUUUUGUACGAGUUGCGGACCACUCAGUCAAACACCCUGAAGUACUUCACGCAAACAAGCAAAUUUAGUCUUGCCUGAACCGGGGAUCGAAUCCGGGACCUAUUGCGUAAGAGGUACCUGCGCUACCGCUGAGCUACACGGGUGGACUCCAACUUUUUUGUGACAGCAGUUGGUAGUUGGCAUUAGGAGAUCAUUGUCUGUAACAAAUUGCAGGUGGUAUACAUUUUGCAUGUUAAUGCAUUGCAUAUAUGCAGUAGAGCUAUUGAAGCGUUCUGCGGCGUUUUAAGAUACGAAAUUCCGACUAAUAUUAUCAGUAUAUAUAAUUUAAUAUUUUUAAAGUGUGGGGCAAUUCAAUAUAAAAGGAAGAACCUUUCUCUAAAUUUUGAGAGUAUGCCAUGGCGUUUUAUGUGUAUAUGACGCUACGCCAUUGCCUUGUUCAAAUUUAUGAGGAUUUAAGGGUCAAUGUUAAGUGCCAACCUAUAAUAUUCUAGUCUUGUACAUCUACUUGUAGUUCAGUAGUUUGUGUGUUGUAUUGUAAGAUGUUGUUGUAUUGUUUGAUGUUGGAUUACUGAAAUAAAAUAUGGACUGUUUAAAUUAAAAGUGAGAAUUGUAUUCAAGUGCAAUUAAAGACCCAUACAACCUUUAUUUAAUAUUUGAUAUGGUAUAGAUGCUCUUGAUAUAUGCAAAAAUGCAU
Molecule: messenger RNA, 1609 nt
Organism: Owenia fusiformis
Lineage: Eukaryota; Metazoa; Annelida; Polychaeta; Sabellida; Oweniidae
Source: the annotation of a GenBank genome assembly